Molecule: messenger RNA, 1425 nt
Organism: Saccharomycodes ludwigii
Lineage: Eukaryota; Fungi; Ascomycota; Saccharomycetes; Saccharomycodales; Saccharomycodaceae
Gene: PDP3
Product: Pdp3p
Exons: 1
Coding region: 1-1425 (474 amino acids)
Source: RefSeq, a predicted model, not a curated record
AUGACUGAUUCAGAUUCUAAACUAAAAACUGGCGAUCUGGUAUUGUGUAAAGUUGGCAACUAUCCGUCAUGGCCAGCGGUAGUAUUUCCUCAAAGAUUUUUAUCAAGAGAAGUUUACAAGAAAAGGAAGAGUAAUAAAGUUGCAGUUUGUUUUUUUAAUGAUACCUCCUAUUAUUGGGAUCAGCCCAAUAAACUAACACCUUUGACCAAGCCACAAAUUAAAAGCUAUUUGAAAAAAAGGAAAAACAAUGGCUCAAAGGAUGACAUAUAUUAUGCUUAUAAAAUGGCUUAUGAGUUUGAAUCAUUACAUGACUUUGUAGUAGCGACCUGCGAAUCUGAAGGUAGAGAAUAUGAUGUAGAAGAUAUAGACCAUAUUGAAAGUGGCGAGGAUCCAUUUCUAGGGAAAGUGGCGCUCAAAAAAAAUAAAAGGAAACAAACCUCACAUCCUGGUGAAUUUGAAUCUAAAAAGAUGAAAAAGUUAAAUAGUGCUUCAAGUGUUGGUAGUAAUAAUAGUGACACUGUUAGUGCCGCGGAUAACUUCGUACCUAGUUUCAAAGAAGAAGAGACACAUUAUGAUCUAGAAGGAAAGGAAAUAGACCAAAAUAAAACUGCCAAGGACAAUAAAUUGGAAAUGGGGAGCAGAAUAAAAGAGGAUUCUCCAGAAAAAAAAGAUGAAGAAAUGGGUAAAGAAAAAAAGGAUGCAGUUAAUGGGAACCAUAGUGUUAAAGAUAACGAUAUUGAUUGUGGUAGUAGUACAGACACCAUUACACCGGGAAAUGAUAGUGUAUCUCAUCCCGAUAAAAAAAACACUACCACCAGUAAUAAUAAUGAAAAGGAAAGAUUUGAAUUAUCUGAUGUAAACAAUGGAGAUAGAGAUAAUAAUAGUUCUUGUGAUGCGAGUAUUACAAUUAAUGGUAAAAAACCAAAGAGUAACUAUACUAAAAGGAAGAGACUGGAUCGUAAUCGUCGAGUAGAAGCAUGUCUUUUGUUUAGAAGAAGGAUUCAAAAAAAUUUAAUCCAAAGAAAUGAGCCACCGAAACAACAAGAUUUGGAUGAGAGUGAAGAAUAUUUACGAAUCAUGUAUGUUCAAUCACUGUAUGAUAAUGAGUGUGAGGAUAAAUCUGAAAAGUUUUUUGACACGGUAGCUUUAAAAGCUAGUAAACUUGAUAAAUUGUUGAGAGCGAUUAUUAACGAUUCCAAACUAGGAAAAUUUCAUGACAUUUGUAAAUCCUUACUUUUAGAAUGGAGUGACACAAUACAGGAGGUUAAAAAACAAAAAUUAUUGGAAAAUCAUUCUGGUAAUGGCAACAAUAGUGAUGGAAACAUUACCACCAGUAUAUCAAUUAAUUCACCACCCCUUUCUUCUUCUUCAUCCUCUUCUUUGCAAACUGACAAUAAUAAUAAUAAUAAUAAUAAAGGUGAUUAG